AUAAGAUUCAUUGGAAAUUUAGAGAACCAGGGAAUUAUACUCCAAUCAAUGUUACCUAGAAUUCCACUUCGGGAAGGUGACCCCAAGCUGAGUGUCCCUUUACUUCGUUAAUCAUUUCCAUGUUAUAAUUCCCAACUUAUUAAAAUGGAUGGCCACUUGCAGCUGAUGUUCCGAGUAUCUACAUGGUACCUGUUAUUAUGCGCCACCACAGAAUGGAUAAUAUCGGUGUCGGCAACAGCAACCUCUCACCCUCCCCGAGCAGACAUCUCCGCGUGCAAACUAGCCGCUAAUAACGAUGUGUAUCUCAGCGCGGGGUUCGGAUACGAGCUCAACUGCGCGCCCAGCACCGGGACCUUAAACGCAUUCAUGAUAUUCGUCGACUUCGCCGACGAACCAGCUAUCGAAACCCCGCAGAGCUUGCACGAUUUCUUCUUGCCUGCCGCCGCGGAAUGGUAUGCAACGUCAUCGUACGGCGCGCUGACCCUGGAUGUGACCGCCGAUACCUCCCGGUUCUACCGUAUGCCCGCCGCCGCCUCGUCAUACGGAUGGGCGCGGGGCUUGAGUUACGAAACUCAUCAGAAGUAUAUCCAGGACGCGUUAGAUGCGUAUAACGCGACCAUACCGCCAACGGAUGUGCUGUACGUCGUGCCGACUGCUAACGCGGCCUCCAUUUCCUUUUCGCCCACCUUCAUGGGCGACGUCCAGACACGUGCUGGUGUAUACGUCGCUAAGAAAUCGGUGACGUUCGGCUUGGAUGCGUAUAAGACCUGGAAGUAUCUGGUCUUGAAUCAUGAGACGGGCCAUACCAUGUGUCUGCCCGAUUAUUACCCCUUUAAUGGGAGCGCGACCGGGUUGUUUAUAGGUGGUUGGGACUUGAUGGGACUUAUUAGUGGACCAAGUCCCGAUUACUUCGCGUGGGAUAAGUGGCGAUUAGGAUGGCUAUCUGAUGAACAGAUUAACUGUGUCGCUGAGUCGGGCUCGACAACUCAUACGUUGACACCUCUAGAAGAAGCAGGAGGUUCGAAAGCUGUGGUUAUCAAGCACAAUGGUACGAACGUGUUGGUCGCGGAGCUACGAUCGGCGAGUGAUCUUGAUUCGGCAUCGUGUUCGACGGGUGUGCUCCUUUACACCGUUUCCACCACUACGGCUACAGGAGAAGGUCCCGUUCGGGUAUUGGAUGCAACUCCUGGGUCGAGCGGCUGUGCUGGAGAUAAGUUAAAUGAUGCUGUAUUGUCUCUGGCGGGAACGAGCGAAUAUACCGUCUCAGGGUGGGGUAUCAAGGUUACGGUUUUGAGCGAAUCGAGUGAUGGGACUGAGAUCAAAGUCGAUGUUUCGUAGGUAGAGAAUCAGAAAUCUCAACUUGUAAAAAUCAACAUUCUGUAGGUAUAUGCCUCUCAGCCUCUGGCAACGAUCACCGCCUGUUAUAAUUAAUUAUGAGUUGUCUACCUAGGUAGAAUUUCCUAAUAUGGAAUGAUACCUAGAUGUCAUUGGUCGUUUCAUUGUGCGGCGCGGUGUUUGCUUGUGGCACAGUUGUUGGAAAUAUUAUAUCCACCUAGGUUGGCUUGCGGUAAUAAAAGAGUCAAAUCGACCAGACUUAGGUACCUAUUAUAUCAGCCGGUUGCACAGAGAGAUAAAUUUCGUGGCUGAGACAUAGGCUGUCUAGGUAAUUCGACCUCCGGAAAUGAGGGCUGCCCAGAUUUUAUUUCCUCGGACUUGGAACCACUCUUCCCUAUGCAAGUUUCGUAUAUUAGCACACUUUCAAACAGACCGUC
Molecule: messenger RNA, 1772 nt
Organism: Annulohypoxylon maeteangense
Lineage: Eukaryota; Fungi; Ascomycota; Sordariomycetes; Xylariales; Hypoxylaceae
Product: M6 metalloprotease
Exons: 3
Coding region: 145-1338 (397 amino acids)
Biological process (GO): proteolysis
Molecular function (GO): peptidase activity
Source: RefSeq, a predicted model, not a curated record